AAUGCUUUAAAGUUUGUUUUUAAUAUAUUAAUAAUAUCAUGAAGGUAGAUAAAAUAUUUGUUGAGAAAUUGAGGUUGGCCAUGGCCACCCUAACCCAAAGAAUACCUCCGCCCCUGCUCACAGCACCACCUACAGCUCUUCCCACCCCUCAAUACUGUCAUUCGAAGCCACCCUAAACCAUAAAUUUGAAGCUCGUCGCUCAAGAGCACCUUAGGCUUAACUUUCUGAGUCUUUACAUUGUCUACUCUUCCAAUGCUUCCAUGUUUGUUUCUUCAAUAACUAAAGGGCAAUGGCAAUCUAGUUAUUUUGUAGGUCAUGACAUGACUUUUCUUUCCUACUCUGGGCAGGUUGAACGUUGCCUGCGUUUACUGAAGAGUUUUUUGCCAGAGAGUUUAGACACCAAAACUCUUGGAUGUGUAGAUGAUGAUUUUGAGGGAGAAAAAGCGAAGUUUGGAAAGAAAUUUCUAGUCAGUGACCAGCUUGUAGAACUCCCCAUUGAGCAUAUGAUAUCAUUGAUGCUACUGAUUCUCAAGGUUUGACUGCGAUGAAGGUCGGUGCAUUCAUUUAUUGUAGUUGUUUUAACUUAGUUAACGGUGCAUAAAGGAUAUAUAGAACCCCUUUUUUUUGUUUUUAUUUCUAAGCUUUUACUUUCCUAAUAAUUUGUAUCUUCAUUCCACUAAUUUAUUUAGCUGUAUAAAUUAAAUCUAUGAUCUAUGCAUUUCCUGGUGAACCAGAGUUACUGAAUAUGGUCAAUGACAAUAGAAUGUCUAGUGUAGAUAUUGUCAAUUUAGAUGCUCCUGUCCUGAUAGAUCUACUGAGAACUAUUCAGAAAAAGGUUUCCCUGGUACAAUGGUAUCAAUUAAACGAGCAGGAUUGUCUACAGCUGAUAUUGUAGAUUUGUUCUGAGCUCAGGAUACCUGUUCUGUUAAACCACACAUUGAUGGAAAUAAUGUAUGUGUCAUCACUUCAGGUCCGACAAGUUUCUGUGAUUCUGAUCAAGUAAAGGAAAUCCUCAAUUCAGAAGGCAAUACCUCUGUAAUAGAGAACAUGAGCUGCCAUUCGAAAAGCUAGUGACCAAAGGUUUGAGCAUGGAUGAAAUUUCGGAAGUCAUAUCUAUGCCAGGUGAAAAGAUGCCCAAACUUAUAAUUUCUGUGCUCGAAACAUUUGGUUGCGUUAUGAAGGUUAGUUUUACAGAUUAAGGGCUCGUUUGUAACGCCGUAUUAGGUCAUGUUGUAUUGUAUUAUAUUAUAUUGAAUUGUAUUUUAUGUAAUAUUUUUAUGUAAAACUAUAUGUGGUAUUAACUUUUAUGGACACCUAAAUAUAUAAUAUUUUAGUAUAAAUUAAAGUUUAACAUUGUAUUAUAUAAAAAUAUGAUAUAUAAUCCAAUUCAAUAUAAUACAAUACAAUACAAUACGAGCGUUCCAAACGAGCCCCAAAUGAACCUAAAUUACAGCUAUGUGCUGUUCUUAUGCAUAUGUCAAAGGACUGUUUUUCUUUAAAAUGCAAUCUCAAUAUUACCACAAAAAUAGGCUUUCAACGUCUCAUGUCUCAUGUGCAAGUUGCAACACAUUUGCGAAGAUUGCACUGCCAAACAUUAAUGUUACACUUGCAAUUGGAGAAAUGAUUUUGAAACAAAUCAGCAAGGUUAAUGCGUUCAACUUUGUAAAUGUUGUCGAUGCCUUGUAUUAUUCCAAGUAUUUUCUGACAUUGACAGCUGUUAAGUGUCAACAUCCCAAAGCUUAUUCUGUGGUUAAGACUGUGGGCACACUUGUUUCAUCUGAAAGGGAUACAGAAGUUAAAUCUUUUACGGUUUUUCUGAGAAUUAUGUGUGCCAAUAUUACCGUGGUUGGAGAUGGGAGAAUCAAUGAGGCGGUCUACAAAGGAUUAAGAAGACGUGUCAUUGGAAUAGCCAUGCAAAAUCCUGGGAUAUUGGAGAGCUGUAGAAAAUGAUUAGAGUUGAUGAUUUUGGAUAAACAUGUUAAUGUGAGGAAGAUGCAUCAAACUGCCCCUCCAACUAUCCUCUGGGGACCCUUUUCGAAAGCAGCAGCUUUAGCAAGCCAAAGUUGGUUUAUUGUAACCAUUAUUAUGCAAAUCCCACGAGUGCUCUCUUACUAAUGAUCAGAGAGGUGUUAUAGGACUUCUGGGGUAAGUAUAUGCUUAACAUAUAUAAUUUGUGUAUAGAUCUAAGCUUUCCAUUUGUAUAUCUUGAACUAAGAAGUAAAAUAUUUAAAUAUAUCCAUAUUACCUUGAAUUCCUUCUGUCUAACAUGGUCACUUAUAUGUGUACAAGGGAUAUAGCGAGUGAGAUGGUUUAGUAUUAUUGUUUUGCUUUCUUGUACUGUACCAUAUAUAUAUAUAAAUAUAUCAAGGACAUAAAUUUCUGGCUGACUCUGAAGACACUCGCCCCUUCUGUCAAUGUCUUUGGAAAUAAUCAUUGUUUUCUUCUUUA
Messenger RNA from Cannabis sativa, 2448 nucleotides. RefSeq lists its product as uncharacterized. Gene Ontology annotation, molecular function: DNA binding. Lineage: Eukaryota; Viridiplantae; Streptophyta; Magnoliopsida; Rosales; Cannabaceae. Bases 1456 to 1950 code for a protein of 164 amino acids. The record is from RefSeq and is a predicted model, not a curated record. The transcript is spliced from 7 exons. Gene Ontology annotation, biological process: transcription initiation at RNA polymerase III promoter; 5S class rRNA transcription by RNA polymerase III. Gene Ontology annotation, cellular component: transcription factor TFIIIC complex.